Molecule: messenger RNA, 2487 nt
Organism: Lindgomyces ingoldianus
Lineage: Eukaryota; Fungi; Ascomycota; Dothideomycetes; Pleosporales; Lindgomycetaceae
Exons: 3
Coding region: 1-2487 (828 amino acids)
Biological process (GO): regulation of transcription by RNA polymerase II
Molecular function (GO): DNA-binding transcription factor activity, RNA polymerase II-specific; protein binding; RNA polymerase II cis-regulatory region sequence-specific DNA binding
Source: RefSeq, a predicted model, not a curated record
AUGCCACCCUCCUCCAACCGGAGACUUCGCUCUCGCAGGGAGCCAGAUCCGCCGCAGCAGUCUGAUGCUGAUACUCCCGAGUCCAUAGCCACGCCUUCAAGGAAGCGGAGACGGCUGAAUGGCGCCGAUCGCACCGCCGCCGUCGCUGAGGACAUUCCCCGUACCCGCAUCACCGAGUCCCUGCAGAGCAAUGACUCUAAUACGACGCUGCCCAACGGAGCAGAUGCCGAAGGCCCGUCCGACCCAGUAGACAGACAGAAUCUAAUCAUCGCCUCAUUGCGCACGCCAAACUACCUACCAAAUGCGGCCGUCGACUACGCCAACGACUUGCAGGCGCGGAGGAACAAAACCAACAACGUCGCGGCAUACGCAAAGAUCGCCGCCCGCGACUGGUGCUUCUUCGUCCAGAAGACUGAUCUUAGGAUCGGGCGAGCCGACUCGGCGCUCCGCCCCAACCCCGCUAACUCUCAAGAUGCGAGCGGACUGCCCACCGAGGAUCAGGUCAAUGAAUGGGGCGUGGACAUCGACCUUGGCCCCGAGCGGCAGAUUUCGCGGAUCCAUGCUGAGAUCCACUUCGACACGGUGUUGCAACAGUGGUUCAUCUUCGUGAACAGCCGCAACGGCCUGAAGCUGGACGACAACAAUCUGAGUAAAGGAUCCCGCGCCCCCCUUCACUCUGGUAUCUGCAUUGGCAUCAUGGGCACUCAGAUGCUCUUUCUUCUGGCCAACCAGGAUGAUCAGUUCCAUCCCAUGCUGUGGCGCCAGGUUAAGAAUGACCCAGAUGCAGGAGCCUCUGACGACGAAGGCAACCCGCCGAAUCGGUCCCUUCCACAUGCUCAUCCUAGCGGUCCAACACCUAAGCGUGAGAACUAUGACCCCUUUCCACCAUCCUCACAUCCUCGUCAUAAGCAGUCGUCGCAAGGCUACAACAAUCAAUUAACAUCCACACCAGGUCGGCCCGAGCCAGGAACUCCCCUAGCCGUGCGUUCCUCCCACAGGGGCAGUAAGACCUCCCCGGCUACGUAUCCCCGCGGGCUGAUGAUGGAGUCUUCAGAAGACAUCGACUAUAGCCAAGAAUCGUACAAGGAGGUCAAGCCACCACAUAGUUAUGCCCAGCUUAUUGGUGAAGCUAUCCUGAGUAGUUCUGAGGAGAUGCUUACUCUGGCAAAUAUCUACCAGUUCAUCAAGGAUAAAUAUGCAUACUUUAGACACACUAAUGCAGGGUGGCAGAACUCUAUCCGCCACAAUCUAUCCCUAAGCAAGGUUUUUGAAAAGGUAGCGCGUCGCACAGACGAGCCAGGCAAAGGGAUGAAGUGGAGGAUUGCGGAUAGCGAGCGUGAGGACUUUUUGAAGAGGCAACACCGACCCCGCAAAGGUGGCUCUGCUGUUCGACUUGACUCUUCUGGGCCCAACUCACCAGCCUUUCGAGAAGCUCCUUCGCAGGCAACCGAGCGUCUCCUCGAUGUGCUUAGCCAGCCCAAUUUGUUCGGGAAGCAGGAGCCAGGCCCUACCCGCGUUAAGUCUCCUCCCCGUUCUGCGACUCCACCCUUGGCGUCUUAUCCAAUGGCAAACGAGUCAUAUACUCCCGACCGAGGCCCCCGCUCCAAUCCUUUCGGGGGGUUCAAGCAAUCCCCCACUCACGGUGAACAAUCGAAUCUUGCGACCCCUGCUAAGCGACUCUUCCAAGAUGCGAAGCCUAGCGGCCCUUCUAUCUUCCCGCAGAGCUCUGAAGCACUGGACUCAACCCGCAUGCUCGGCAAUCCUGGAUCGUCGCCGAACGUCGACCCUCCAAAGCCAAAGAUUACAGGUUUGAAGGGUGACGCUGCAAACUCACCACCGCCGUUAUAUUCUGAUGCUGCUGCGAACAAUGCCAAUGGUGCGCAGGACGGUAGUAGGCAGAACAAUGCUGGGUUGGUAACUCCGCUCGUCACGCGGCAUGCACCUCGGCUCGCACCCCCCAGUACUGCCCAAGUCCCAAGUCAGUUUAUGAACUUCUCUAGUCCAGCGCCUUUUUGGAAGUAUAUCGAUCUGCCAAGUACACCGGCCCGCGCCCCGAACCUCGAUCUUAGCCCGACAAAGAUGAAGAAGGAUGAAGACGAGGAGAAAGAUAUCGAGGAUGAGCAAGUGCAACCAAGUUCACCACCAAUCAUGCCAGGUGAAGACCCAAGUGGCGAGGCCGACGACGGCGACGACGACGGCGACGAGAACGACAACGAGAAAGGCGAUGAAGAGGAGGAUGUCGGCCCUGAUAGCCCUAGCCGCACGGUCUCCCGUCCUGUGAGCCGUAACCCUGGUCUGCAGCGCUCCCGCUCAAACUCGAACGUCAAUGGUUUUGUGGCGAACCCUGUGAACGGUGGUAUGGUCCGAGGCGCUAGUCUCGGCUCUUUCGAAGAAGAUGCAGACGAGGAGGGAUUCGACCUGGCAAAGUACGACCUAAAAAUUCCUAAGGGCAGUGGCGGAUACCCCGAGGCUCUGGAAGUUGUCUAA